CCUAGACGAACCCUGCCUAUUUUUAUCUGUCCCCUCUGACUGUUGGCGACAUCAUCGCGGCACCGCUGCCUGUCGCUAUUCCACUCACCACCUCGAACCAAUUCCAACCACCUGUUGCACGCCUCGCCCAAGUGCGCGGCCAAGCACGCAGGAUGCGCCGGCUUGAUCUCUCGGCCUCUGGCGCCCUGCUGGCGUCAUUGCUAGCCAUCGCGCCCUCGCCAGCCUCAGCCUUCUACUUCCCUGGAACCGCGCCGACGUCCUACAAGACUGGCGACACCGUGCCGCUAUUCGUCAAUCGCCUCACGCCGGCCGAUUCGCAGAACGAUCCGAAGCUACGGUCCGUCUUCUCCUUCGAUUACUACUAUCCGCCCUUUCACUUUUGCCGCGAGAAGGAUGGCCCAAAGGAAAUUCGUGAAAGCUUGGGAAGCAUACUCUUCGGCGACCGCAUACAGACAAGUCCUUUUGAGCUGAAGAUGGGAAUAAACGAGACGUGCAAGUUCCUCUGCGAGGCGCCUUAUCCGGGCCAGGAUGCAGCGUUCGUAAACGAUCGAAUAUACCAGGGCUAUGACCUCAAUUGGUUGAUAGACGGGCUGCCAGCAGCACAGUCAUUACGAGAACUUGGUUCGGACCAGGUCUUCUACCAACCUGGCUUUGCAUUGGGCUUGGUGGAUGAGGAAAAACCCAUGUUCAACAACCACUACGACAUUGUGAUUGACUACCACGAGGCUUCGCCUGGUAACUUCCGUGUAGUGGGCGUGCUGGUAGAUCCGUACUCGAUAGCCGAAUCAAAGAGGCAAGGCGAUAAUGGGGCGAUUUGCAAUGGGCAGACGCCAGUUGUUCUGCAAGACAAGGAGGGAGACGAGAAUCUGGUCGUCUUCACAUACGGCGUAUACUGGAGGCCCAGCCCGACGCCCUUUGCGACGCGGUGGGACAAAUAUCUUCAUGUCUACGACCCCAAGAUCCACUGGUUCUCCCUCAUCAACUCGGCAGUGAUUGUCGUGUUCCUCGUCGGUAUGGUCAGCACGAUCCUCGUUCGUACUCUUAAGAAGGACAUUGCGCGGUACAACCGCUUGGAUCAGUUUGCGCUCGAAGACUUUGGCGAGACUGGGGACGCUGACGAUACUGCCGAUGAUUCGGGCUGGAAGCUGGUGCAUGGCGAUGUAUUCAGGCCCCCAACAAACCCGCUGCUUCUGUCCGUCAUGCUUGGCAACGGAGCCCAGCUCUUUGCGAUGACAGCGCUAACUAUAGUAUUCGCGCUUCUCGGCUUCCUUUCCCCCAGCAAUCGCGGCGCGCUCGGGACCGUCAUCAUCAUCUUCUACACGCUCUUCGGUUUCCUUGGCGGCUACACCUCUGCGCGCAUCUACAAGUUCUUCCAUGGGGAAUCCUGGAAGCUGUGCUUCUUCUACACCCCUGUGGCUCUACCAGCAAUCGUUUUUGGUGUCUUCUUUCUCAUGAACCUGUUCGUCUGGGGCCGUGGCGCAUCAGGAGCAGUGCCAUUCACCACGAUGCUUGUCGUGGUGAUUAUCUGGUUUGUCAUCUCAGUGCCAUUGAGCAUUGCGGGUUCUUGGAUCGGCUUCAAGCAGGCCGCUAUCGAGCCGCCUGUUCGCACGAAUCAGAUCCCACGCCAAAUUCCACCAGCAGGAGGCUAUCUGCGACCUAUUCCUUCCAUGGCCCUGGCUGGUGUACUUCCCUUUGGCGCCAUCUUUGUUGAACUUUACUUCAUCAUGAACUCGAUUUGGUUCUCAAAAGUCUACUACAUGUUCGGAUUCCUCUUCCUCUGCUUCGGACUUAUGAUUAUUACUUCUGCGGCGGUUACGGUUCUGAUGAUAUACUUUCUACUCUGCGCAGAGAACUACCAUUGGCAGUGGAGGUCCUUCUUUACGGCUGGCGCUAGCGGGGCAUACGUGUUUGCUAGUUGCUUGCUAUACUGGGUCAAGGAUGUCAGCUGGACGAGCUGGACCAGUGGAGUAGUGUACCUGGGCUACUCUGCCCUACUGAGUGGACUGGUAUUCGUUCUCACAGGUACAAUUGGUUUCUUUGCAAGCUGGCUCUUCACACUCAGAAUCUACAGAUCGAUCAAGGUGGACUAAUUGCUUUGUCGAGUUUGGGCAGGCGUCUUGUACUGUUUUUUUCUUAGCAGUAUGAGAAGAUUCCAUGCUUCGUAGGCUGUAGUGUAGUUUUAGAUAGACUUAUACAGCGUUGUUCGCAUCUUAGUAUGCAAUUACUGUAGUUCAUGUGGGCUCGGUCCUACUAUUGCCAGGCCAGCACCUUUUCAGGUUGUGAGAAAUAAACAAAGUUGAU
This is a messenger RNA of Exserohilum turcica Et28A, 2301 nucleotides long. RefSeq lists its product as uncharacterized. Gene Ontology annotation, biological process: protein localization to membrane; vacuolar transport. Bases 153 to 2090 code for a protein of 645 amino acids. The transcript is spliced from 3 exons. The record is from RefSeq and is a predicted model, not a curated record. NCBI's taxonomy places the organism in Eukaryota, Fungi, Ascomycota, Dothideomycetes, Pleosporales, Pleosporaceae. Gene Ontology annotation, cellular component: endosome; fungal-type vacuole membrane.